Messenger RNA from Blumeria graminis f. sp. triticale, 366 nucleotides. The record is from the annotation of a GenBank genome assembly. NCBI's taxonomy places the organism in Eukaryota, Fungi, Ascomycota, Leotiomycetes, Helotiales, Erysiphaceae.
AUGUUAGUCAAUGGCGUUUCCAUAGAGUCCGACGUCGGGGUAAAUAAUGAACUUUGGUUUGAUGAGAACACAUCGCACAACGAAAUGAUAGAUGUCAACUAUAUUAAAAGGGAAAAAUUAUUUGGCACUCUAAGGAGACAAACUAACUCAACCUACUCCAACUCGAAAAAAGCUGCCACUAGAAAAGUCAUAUACCUUGAAAUCGCUAGCAAAGGUGCCGACGAAAUAGUGAGGCUCACUUGGGGUGAAUAUCGCUAUGCCGCUAAAAAGCAGCGAAAUCUAAGGUCAAGGGCAAUGACAACUCGAGAGGUCUUUGAGAACCUUCUAAAUCAUGGCAGCAAGUAUCCAAGAUCGCUGAUACCAUAA